This is a messenger RNA of Plasmodium gallinaceum, 348 nucleotides long. It is a transcript of the gene ETRAMP, whose product is annotated as early transcribed membrane protein. The record is from RefSeq and is a predicted model, not a curated record. NCBI's taxonomy places the organism in Eukaryota, Apicomplexa, Aconoidasida, Haemosporida, Plasmodiidae. The transcript has a single exon. Bases 1 to 348 code for a protein of 115 amino acids.
AUGAAGUUUUCAAAAAUAUUUUUUUUCUUUGCCUUCUUCUUAACUAUUAAAUUGCUAGCUCCAUGCUCUUGUGACGUGGAUAGAGUAGAAAAUCCCCGUGAAAAUGAUGUUGGAUUAAUGAAGUUAGAAGAAGAUCUUGAAAGAAAAAAAAAAAAUGAAAAAAUGAUUUUAAUCUCAUCAGUUGCUACAGGAAUAGCUGUACUUUUGGGUAGUGCUUUGGGAUUAGGAUACUAUGCUCAAAAAAAUAAAAGUACUGGAAAACCAAAGAGUGAAAAACAAGGUGAGGAAAAAAGUGAGAGUUCUGAGGAAAGUAGUGAAUCAUCGGAAGAAUCUGGUGAUAAAAGUUAA